UUGUUGCGUUCGUGUUUUGGCUUCGUGUAUCGUUCGGGUGUUUUCGGUGGUGAACUUUCUAGAAACUGACUGAAUCGAACAGCAUCGAACACGGCCACCAGCAGUACGGUUCCAGAACGUUCUCAGGCCUGGUCUGGUGUUGCUGCUGCGUGUGUUGAAAAUCAAGACCGAAGAAAGUAAACGGCACAAGAUGGUGAAAGAAACAGGUUUCUACGAUAUACUAGGCGUAAAGCCUGGCUGUUCUCAGGAUGAUCUGAAGAAGGCUUACCGGAAGCUGGCCCUCAAGUACCACCCGGACAAGAACCCGAACGAGGGCGACAAGUUCAAACAGAUCUCGAUGGCGUACGAGGUCCUGUCCGAUCCGGAAAAGAAGGCCAUCUACGACGAGGGUGGUGAACAGGCCAUCAAAAAGGGCGGCGGCGGCGGUGGCGGUGGUUUCCACAGCCCGAUGGACCUCUUCGAGAUGUUCUUCAACAGCGGCAUGGGUGGCCGAAGCAAACGGGAACGCCGUGGCAAGGAUCUGGUCCACCAACUGUCGGUCACACUGGAGGAACUGUACUCGGGCACCACCAGGAAGUUAGCUUUACAAAAGAACAUAAUCUGUGAUCAGUGCGAGGGUAUUGGCGGCAAGAAGGGUGCCGUCCAGAAGUGUACCCCGUGCCGCGGAACCGGUGUUAUGACCAAGCUCCAACAACUGGCCCCCGGCUUCGUUCAGCAGUUCGAGGAAUCUUGCCGUCACUGUCGAGGAAUGGGCGAGAUCAUCGACGAGAAAGACAAGUGCAAAAAAUGCAACGGGCGGAAAACGGUGCGGGAUCGCAAAAUCCUGGAGGUCAAUGUGGAGAAGGGCAUGCGCGACGGCCAGAAGAUCGUGUUUUCCGGAGAGGGUGACCAGGAUCCGGAUUUGCAACCCGGUGACAUUGUGAUAGUUUUGGACGAAAAGGAACACCCGAUCUUCAAGCGGUCUGGCCAGGAUCUGAUCAUGCACAUGCAACUGCAGCUGGUAGAAUCACUCUGUGGUUUCCAGAAGAUUAUCCGAACGCUGGACGAUCGGGAUCUGCUCAUCACGUCCUAUCCGGGUGAAGUGAUGAAACACGAGGCAAUCAAAUACGUAUCCGGCGAGGGCAUGCCUCAAUACAAAAAUCCCUUCGAGAAGGGACGCCUGAUCAUUCAGUUCUUCGUCGCGUUCCCUGACUCCAUACCGAUUGAUAUGGUUCCCUCGCUGGAGCAGUGCCUGCCGGGACGGCCUGUCGUGAAAGUUCCUGAGGACGCCGAAGAAUGCAACAUGCUGGAACUGGACCCAGAUCACGAUCGUCGAAGUGGACACUACAAGAACGCCUACGACGAGGACGAAGACCACCACGGUCCAGGAGUGCGGGUACAGCAGUGCGCCGCCAGUUAAGCGCAUUUCCGGCUGCACUUUUAGGGAAAUGGAACGAAAGCAAGGGUAACCGAAGGAACGUGUGGACGUUAACUCUGUCAGUGUGGUGUCUGUCAAGCGCAUUAGAUGCUAAAUUAGGAACUUAGUUUUUUCUUCUUAACCAAAACCGCCGUUUAAGAUAAAGCAAAAUACCAUCAAGCAGCAAACCGUUAAACUCUCGAAAAUCUACAAUCUGGCAAACGAUACAGGACAGUGUAACACAAACAACACCUUUUCACAAUUUGAACGUUUUGGACGUAUGAAGGAAUCGUACUUCGAUAAAAAAAUCCUUUUUUGGCUAAUUAUACACACUUCACAAGCUGCUCUCCGUAAUUCAUUCCAAAAAAAGAAAGCUAGAAGCAGAUCAGCAACACCCAACAUCUAUUUUUUGCUAUCUCGUUAAUCAAUAAAGGAGGUAUUUUUUUCUGUUCGGAACUAUAAUGAUUGUCUUUUAGUUUUUGGACUGGCGAAGAAAAAUCAUUUCUCCUCAAAACAACCAACUUUGUGCCCCCAUCGAUGGCAGAUUGACGCGUUCAUUUUUUCCUCUACCUUCCAGGGGGGACUACAAACAUAGCAUAUUUGUCAAAGAACAUGUGUAACUUAUGUUAAUCCAUUUUUAUUUAUGUUUUUCACUGUGUAUCCAAGUGAUCAACUUGCACGCGUGCAAACCUUUCCAAUCGCGAAAGGCUUCGUUGCGGCAGGGUGAGAGAAAACCGUGAGAUGUAAAUGUGUGUAACACAUAGUUAAUUAAACAUGAACGUGAGUAAAAAAAACUACGAACAAACAGUACGUUAACUACUAUUAAAACAGCCACUAAAUAGCUGAAGGAAUAUUUAAUGGGCAAACCACACACACACAAACACAAAACAACUUAAAUCACAGCAUACCUACUAUAGAAGGGAAGAGCAAGGGAAAACUACUCGGGAUGUGAAUGCAACAAAAUGGCAGUUUUGAAAUUUCUAUCCUUCGUUCGGCAGAGAUUGCGAAAAUUAAAACAGGAAUGCUACCCAAAUAAAGGAAUAUUUUAUGACUGUCUGCAACUUCCAAAAAGA
This is a messenger RNA of Aedes albopictus (Asian tiger mosquito), 2469 nucleotides long. It is a transcript of the gene Droj2, whose product is annotated as dnaJ homolog subfamily A member 1. Gene Ontology annotation, molecular function: Hsp70 protein binding; ATP binding. The transcript has 4 exons. Lineage: Eukaryota; Metazoa; Arthropoda; Insecta; Diptera; Culicidae. Bases 191 to 1399 code for a protein of 402 amino acids. Gene Ontology annotation, biological process: response to heat; protein refolding. The record is from RefSeq and is a predicted model, not a curated record. Gene Ontology annotation, cellular component: cytosol; cytoplasm.